This is a messenger RNA of Arxiozyma heterogenica, 1662 nucleotides long. It is a transcript of the gene PCM1, whose product is annotated as phosphoacetylglucosamine mutase PCM1. Bases 1 to 1662 code for a protein of 553 amino acids. Lineage: Eukaryota; Fungi; Ascomycota; Saccharomycetes; Saccharomycetales; Saccharomycetaceae. The record is from RefSeq and is a predicted model, not a curated record. Gene Ontology annotation, molecular function: magnesium ion binding; phosphoacetylglucosamine mutase activity. The transcript has a single exon. Gene Ontology annotation, biological process: carbohydrate metabolic process; UDP-N-acetylglucosamine biosynthetic process.
AUGGAUAUGGAAAUUGAUAAGGAAAAACUUCGUUCUGAAUUGGAACGUGUUUGUACUACAAAAAAUUAUAAAUUUGCAUAUGGUACCGCAGGUUUUAGAGAUCUAUCAACUAGACUAGAUACUGUAAUGUUUACUACAGGAAUCGUUGCCGCAACUAGAUCAUUGACACAUAAUGGAAAAUUCACCGGUGUAAUGAUCACUGCAUCGCAUAACCCUCCUCAAGAUAACGGUGUUAAGAUCGUGGAGCCUAAUGGUGAUAUGUUAUUACCUGCUUGGGAACCAGAAAUUACCCAUUUAGUGAACUUGGCCUCAAAUGAUACUUUUGAUAACUGGUAUGCUGCUGUGUUGAAUUUCAUCAGUUCAAAAUUGACUGAUAAUCAAUCAAUCAGUAAUGUCGCUGGUCCCUUGACCCCCCAUAUUAUGGUGGCGUACGAUUCACGAGAAUCAAGCCCUCAUCUCUUGGACUGUCUUUUGGCUGGGGUCCAAGCUUGGUUUGGUUCGGGAAACGUCGUUAUCAAAAAUCAUGGGUUGUUGACCACACCCCAAUUGCAUUAUUUGACAUCAUUGCAAAAUGAAGAUGUCUCUGUCUCAAACUAUAAUCACUUCUUCCAAUCCUCUUGGAAUAAAUUGUACAACAAUGAUAUGGCACAAUCUUUACCAUUCGAUAAUCUUUUUAUUGACACCGCAAACGGUGUUGGUAGUAGACAAUUGGAACUAUUUCUAAAAGAUUGGAGUUUUCCUAAAGAUCGUAUUCAUAUUAUUAACAAUAAUUAUACAAAACCAUCUGAGUUAAAUGUUAACUGUGGUGCAGAUUUUGUUAAGACUCAGCAUAGAUUACCACAACAGCAGCAGCAGCAGCAUAGAGUUAUCACAUCCAGGGAUUUAUGUUGUUCGUUUGAUGGUGAUGCUGAUCGUAUUGUAUUCUAUUAUCAAGACUCAAAUAAAAUUUUUCAUCUAUUAGAUGGGGAUAAAAUCUCAACACUUUUCGCUAAAUUCUUGCAAAAAUUAUUGAUCAAAUCUAAUCUGCAAGAUCAACUAAAACUAGGUGUAGUCCAAACUGCAUACGCAAAUGGUAAUUCAACAAAAUAUCUUAGUGAAACAUUGCGUGUCCCUGUAUCGUGUACCAAGACAGGUGUCAAACACCUGCAUCAUGAAGCUCAAUCAUCAUAUGAUAUAGGUAUCUAUUUCGAAGCAAAUGGACAUGGUACAGUUCUUUUCUCAGACAAAUUUUACUCUUUAAUCAAAGAUAGAAUGUCCACUAACGAAAGUGCUCGUAAACUGUACCAUUUCAGUAACAUCAUAAAUCAUACGGUGGGUGAUGCUAUAUCUGACAUGUUGGGUGUCUUGAUCGUUUUAAUCACAUUAGGAUUGACUCCUUAUGAUUGGGAUUCAGAGUAUCAUGAUAUACCUAAUCUAUUAACUAAAGUCAUCGUCCCAGAUAGAACAUUAUUUGAAACCACAGAUCAAGAAAGAAAAUUAGUAAAACCCACAGGAUUACAAACAAAAAUUGAACAAUGUUUCAGUAAAUUUAAUCAAGGAAGGUCCUUUGUUAGAGCAUCAGGUACUGAGGAUGCUGUUAGAAUAUAUUGUGAAUGUAGUGAUGAAUCCCAAGUUAAAUUAUUAUCAAAAGAAAUAACUGAUUUAGUUUUAGCUAGUGUUUAA